Lichtheimia ornata is the source of this 498-nucleotide messenger RNA. RefSeq lists its product as uncharacterized. Bases 1 to 498 code for a protein of 165 amino acids. The transcript has a single exon. NCBI's taxonomy places the organism in Eukaryota, Fungi, Mucoromycota, Mucoromycetes, Mucorales, Lichtheimiaceae. The record is from RefSeq and is a predicted model, not a curated record.
AUGCAAUUGACACAACGCAAUCUCAAACGACUUGAACAAGAAGAUUCUCGAUGUAAAUACCAGCGUAUCCAAAUGUUUGUGCAGGAUCAGAAACAAAUACUUGCAUCUUCUGCGUAUGAAAAUAUCCACUUGGCAUCAUCAUCCACCGCCACUACAACAAUGUCCAACAAACCUCGUCGAAAAAAGACAGCUGAAAGGACAAAGAAACAAGCAACAAGACAAAGCUUACAUCAACAUCCUUCAUCACCUCGUCACUCCUCAUCACCUCUUCUUUCAUCCUCUUCUUGUCUUAGUCAACAAGAACAUGAAGAUGAUGUGAGACGCGGCUUUUCAAUCAGACGCAAGAUAUCAGCAAUAUCAUCGGGUGGUGGCAAUAACGAAAAAGAGGAUACCAAGCCCAUGGUAAAACAACAACAACACCAUUCACUACGAGGGUCAUCAUCCAUUGCAUUUUGGCUAUUCUCAAAGUUUCUUUGCAUAUCAACAACAUCCAGAUAG